Messenger RNA from Darwinula stevensoni, 762 nucleotides. The record is from the annotation of a GenBank genome assembly. Lineage: Eukaryota; Metazoa; Arthropoda; Ostracoda; Podocopida; Darwinulidae.
UUAGAGCGUGGUCUUUCUAAAAAUACCAUUGAAAAUUAUACGUUUGAUGUUGAAAAGCUGUUGUUGUUUUUAAAUCAAAAAGAAAUUGAGGUUUCACCUAUUCAUAUUUCUGAGGAAAUACUGCAGCAAUUUAUUUAUGAAAUGGCAACACAAGUAAAUCCAAGAAAUUAUCGGAAAGACACACCUUUAGAAUUAAUAGAAGUUCCUAAAACUGGUAGAAAACUUCCCGAUACACUUUCUACAGAAGAAAUUGAUAGAUUAAUUGCUGCGAUUGAUUUGUCUACACCAGAAGGUGAACGAAAUAAGGCAAUGUUAGAAACCUUAUACAGUUGUGGAUUAAGAGUUUCAGAAUUAAUUUCAUUAAAAAUAUCUGAUUUAUUUUUUGAAGAAGGCUUUGUUAAAAUCACUGGUAAAGGAAACAAACAGCGUUUUGUUCCAGUAGGGAAAACUACUAUAAAAUAUAUUACUCAAUAUGUCAAUCAAAUACGGGUACAUUAUCCUAUUCAUAAAAAUUUUGAAGAUACCUUAUUUUUAAACCGUCGUGGUAGACAACUUACAAGAGCAAUGAUUUUUACUAUUAUUAAGAAUUUAGCUAUAAAAAUAGGCUUAAACAAAACAAUAAGUCCGCAUACUUUUCGUCAUUCUUUUGCAACUCAUUUGCUAGAAAAUGGAGCCGAUUUGCGUUCGAUUCAAUUGAUGCUAGGUCACGAAUCUAUUACUACUACCGAAGUUUAUAUGCAUUUAGAUCGAAAAUAUUUGGCA